Molecule: messenger RNA, 1671 nt
Organism: Meleagris gallopavo (turkey)
Lineage: Eukaryota; Metazoa; Chordata; Aves; Galliformes; Phasianidae
Product: putative pleckstrin homology domain-containing family N member 1
Biological process (GO): lamellipodium assembly
Cellular component (GO): lamellipodium; cytoplasm
Molecular function (GO): guanyl-nucleotide exchange factor activity
Source: RefSeq, a predicted model, not a curated record
CAAGAAGGGGGGAGAGAGCUUUAAAACCCACAGGAAAUGCUUUCACAUCUCGGGUGCUGCCACUUCUAAGCUAAGAAGAAUUUAAAUGAACAGCAAGGUGCUGGGGAGGGAAGGUGCGUGCUUCCUUCCCUCGCUGCCAUUCAUGCCAUCCCUGCGCUGCAGCAGUGCUUUGAAGACAGCGCCGGAGGACGAGGCAGCCGCUGAGCCAGCAUGGGAUGCUGCAGCCUGAGAGCCAGGCACGCUGGUUCUGCAGGAGAAAGCCAGGAUGAGGUGGAGCUGUUGAAGACGGGCAGGACCAGAAAAUGGUCCAUUUCAGAUGGCCAGAGUGAGGGAUCCCUCCAACCUAAGGACCCUGCAGUUCCCACAAAGACAGAAGGGGCAGAAGCACUGUGGGGAAAAACACAGGAAGAACUGCUGAACUUGUUGAUCGCUCAGCCCAUCGCUGGCUGGGAAGGCAGGAACAUCCUUUCUCUUGGGGAGAUCGUUUGGUCCUCCUGGGUUUUUCUGAGAAGUUAUCACAUGGAGGAGAUGUCUGAACGCUACCUUGUGCUGACCUCCUCCUACUUGCUGAUUCUUUCUGUGGAUCACACAAAGAAGGCAUUUGUUUAUGAGGGUCUCGUUCCUCUUGCUGGGAUGCACCUGAGGGAGGUUGUGACUGCCAUCAGCUACACAUUUGAAAUUUCUGGGCCCAUGAUAGAGUCCCGGCUCAUUUGCUGCCAAAAUUCAGCCGACUUUGACAAAUGGAUUCAGCACCUCCAGAACCAAAUCAAGAUGGCAAAUGCCAACUACUCAGCCAGUCCCACCAGUAAUAUCUCUUUCCUGGUGCCUUGUGAUGAGCAAUGGAAGAAAAGAGCACUGAUGAGACAUCUCUUGUGUAACACCAUUCUGAAAUGGGAAGGAAAACCAAUUCAACACCUGGGAAGGAUUCAGUACCUGACCAUGGUGCAAAUGGCUACUGGCUGCACAGAGGAUCCUAAGGAAAGGCUGCUGAUCCUGUUCCCAGAAGACCUGCUUUUCCUCUCUGUGGAUGAGGAGAGAACUACAGUCACAUAUGAGGGAAAACUCCCCUUGAUGGGAAUCCAGGCAAAGGAGAAAUCCACUGUGCUGGGGAGGUUACAGCUUGAAAUUACAGGAAACCUGACAGAACCAAUCCUUAUCAAUUGUUCCACAGCAGAAGAUUAUGAAAAAUUACUCUUCCACUUACAGAAGCCAGAGAAAAACCUCGACACUGUGACACUCCAGCCACCACCAAUCAUCCCUAAGAAAUCCUGGCAUCAUCAUUAGGAGGUCAGCAUGCACUGACAAGAAGAGGGUACAUGAACACGAUCCCAAUAGAAAGUGAAGAAGCUGCAAAAAUGAAUAAGAGGGGAUUAGAAAUUGGAAACCAAGCUUCUUUCAGACUGAGAGGUGAAUAAGGACCUGCAGAUGAAUGAUUCUCCACUGGCUGCUGUUUUGAAUGAGCCAUUGCAAUUGAUGUAGGACCUUGUGAUUGUGACCUCAGCUGUACAUAUGCCUCAAUGAGAAACCUUUCUCCAUUUGCUUGCUAUAUUUAUUGCCUGAUCCUUUCCAGGGGAAAAAAAAAAAAAAAGAAAGAAAGAAAGAAAGAAACAAACAUUGUAAAAUACUCUGUAAGCAAUACAAAUAAAACCAUUAACCUGUGCUUAAACCAUG